Stylonychia lemnae is the source of this 702-nucleotide messenger RNA. The record is from the annotation of a GenBank genome assembly. Lineage: Eukaryota; Ciliophora; Spirotrichea; Sporadotrichida; Oxytrichidae.
AUGAAGAAAUCGUAGAUUUAAGCGCAAUGCCAGGGUCUCAUGCUCUAAUCACUAGAAGCAAACACUCUUACAGCUGAGUUAAAUAUUAAUGAAAAUCCUUUAAAAGAUUUGAUUGAGGGAUAGUAGUUAUCCAAAACUGCACUUAAAGAUAUAUAAGAUUUGACCUUUUUAUGCAUGGAUUAGGGUGUCUCACCUGCCUAGGACUUAGCUUUCUAAUUUGAAACUAUAGCCGAAAAAUUAGCUUAUGAAAAGGAAUUUUUAUCACUAAAAUACGAGAAGGUUGAAAACAAACUAAAGAAUAAUCUUAACCCCAGAAAGUAGAAGAAGUAAGCAUUGAAAGACAUCUUAGAGGCAUUAUAAGAAGGUUAGUUGAAACAUGAAGGGAAGGAAUUAGGCUAGUAUGCCUAAAAGCUACAAAAAGAUUCUGAUGAUAAAGAAAUACACAUCAUUGAUAAAGAAAAAAUAGUUGAGGAGGAGUCAAAAUUAAUUGAAGAAUUUAAGGCAUAGGGUGCGAGCAUGGAAUUACUAGAGAGAUAUGGUCUGUAAAUUAGAGAAAUUGAAAAUGAGAUAGCCAGAAUGAAAGAAAUAAUUCAUCAAUAGUAUGCUGAUCUCCCUAAUGAUGUUGCCCAGAGCAAAUUAAAAAUAGCUCAACUUAGAGAGGAAGUAAGAAUAGUAGAGGAGCAAGUUAAUAAAAAGAAGUGA